This is a messenger RNA of Pyricularia pennisetigena, 633 nucleotides long. RefSeq lists its product as uncharacterized. Gene Ontology annotation, molecular function: phospholipid binding; peptidase inhibitor activity. The transcript has 2 exons. Gene Ontology annotation, biological process: regulation of Ras protein signal transduction; regulation of proteolysis. NCBI's taxonomy places the organism in Eukaryota, Fungi, Ascomycota, Sordariomycetes, Magnaporthales, Pyriculariaceae. The record is from RefSeq and is a predicted model, not a curated record. The coding region runs from base 1 to 633 and encodes 210 amino acids.
AUGCCAUUUGACAACGACCGAGCAACUGCGGUCCUGGCCUCGGUGUCGAGCGCCGGCCUCGCCGCCACCGCCACCGGGCCCAUUCCAGCCGGCUUCAGACCCACUACAGACCUCCUCGUCUCUUUUGGAGCCAAGCAGGUUGACCUGGGGAACUCGUUCGUGAAGAGCGAGUGCACCGAAGCGCCACGGAUUCACUUUGAAGCCGAGGAUGCGGCGCCCACCUCGGCGGCCUCGACGGCGACGUAUACGCUCUUUCUCGUCGAUCCCGACGCCCCAUACCCCAAAGAUCCAAAGUUUGCAAACUGGAGGCACUGGGUCGUGGCGGGCUUGAGGCCGGCGGCUCCGGGUUCGCAGGGGAACGGAGACAUCGCCUCUGCCGGCACGACCUUGACGCAGUACCUGGCGCCAGGGCCCAAGGAUGACUCGGAGCCGCAUCGAUACGUGUUCCAGCUUUUCCGCGAGCCUCAAGGGGGCCUGGGACACCUGACCAAAGCCGACAUUGGUGGCGAGGAGUUCGUCGAACGUCGCUCCUUUGACAGUGUUGGAUGGGCUGCCGCCCGUAGUCUAGAGCUGGUCGCCGUGAACUGGAUGUCGUGCGCCUCUGACGCAUGGGUGCGGUCGGAUGAAGCAUGA